Molecule: messenger RNA, 1798 nt
Organism: Pieris rapae (cabbage white)
Lineage: Eukaryota; Metazoa; Arthropoda; Insecta; Lepidoptera; Pieridae
Product: transmembrane protease serine 9
Exons: 10
Coding region: 9-1742 (577 amino acids)
Biological process (GO): proteolysis
Molecular function (GO): serine-type endopeptidase activity
Source: RefSeq, a predicted model, not a curated record
ACAGUUUGAUGCAGCAUAAUAGAACAAUGAAGCUGUUUCUGGUAGUCCUCGGAGUCACUGCGGCUUUAGCUGCCCCUCCCCAGUUCCAAGAGAUCGUUACCGACUACCAUGGGCAGAUCGGUAUUCCUGAGGCCGCACGCAUCAAGGCCGCCGAGGCUGCCUCUGAUUUCGACGGCUCCAGAAUAGCUGGAGGAUCCCUGGCCAGCCUUGGACAGUUUCCAUACUUUGGAGGCCUACUUGUCACUUUGACCACCGGUGGACAAUCCGUUUGUGGAUCCUCUCUCGUUACUACCAAUCGCGCUGUGACAGCUGCUCACUGCUGGCGUACGGAGCGCCACCAAGGAAGAAGUUCUAUCAUAGUUCUUGGCUCUCAACUGCUGUUCUCAGGCGGUGUCCGUAUCACUUCUAGCAACUUUAUUUUGCACGAAAGCUACAACAUGCAAGCUCUCCAUAACGACGUGGCUGUCAUUGUCCUUCCCAACGUGAACACCAAUAAUGUGAUUCGUCCUAUUAACCUCGCGAGUGGCAACAACGCCUUCGUUGGAGUGCAAGCGCAGGCCUGUGGUUUCGGAAGAACUGGUGACUCUUGGUCGGGAGGAAUCACUACCAGCCAGCAAUUGAGGCAUGUCACCCUUCCUGUCAUCUCUAAUGCGGACUGCGCUGCAGUUUACGGUUCCGGUCCCGUCAUUUCCUCCACUAUCUGUGUCUCUGGAGGUAACGGCCGCAGUACUUGUGGAGGUGACUCUGGUGGUCCUCUUGUGGCCAACAACCAACUGAUUGGUAUUACAUCUUUCGGUGCCGCCGCCGGUUGUCAACGAGGUUUCCCUGCUGGUUUCGCUAGGGUAACAUCAUUCAACUCUUGGAUCAGCGCUCGUUUAUCAGCAGCUAUGAAACUGUUCUUGGUAGUCCUCGGAGUCACAGCAGCGCUGGCUGCUCCGCCAUUGCAAUAUGAGCCCAUAGUUACUGACUACCAUGGACAAAUUGGUAUCCCGGAGGCUGCCCGCAUCAAGGCCUCCGAAGAAGCCAUGGACUUCGACGGCUCUAGAAUUGUCGGUGGAAGCACUGCAAGCCUUGGACAGUUCCCCUUUUUUGGUGGUUUACUUGUCAACUUAGUAGGUGGCGGUCAAUCGGUUUGCGGUUCUACUCUCAUCAGCAGCAACAGAGUGCUGACAGCUGCCCACUGCUGGCAAACAAGGCAGUUCCGAGGCUCAUCGCUCAUUGUAGUGCUUGGAUCUAUUCGUCUCUUCUCUGGCGGAGUUCGUAUCAGCAGCAACCGCGUUCAAAUGCACGGCUCAUACAAUAUGGACUCUCUCGUAAAUGAUAUCGCCGUCAUUACUAUCCAGAACGUUGGUUUCAACAACAACAUCCGGAGCAUCAACCUGGCCUCAGGAAGCAACCAGUUUGCCGGAUCAACAGCUAGAGCUAUUGGCUUCGGAAGAACCGGUGACUCAAGCUCGGGAGGUAUUACAAACAGCCAGGUGCUGAGACACGUCACCCUGCCCGUGAUAACUAACCAGGAGUGUGCCCGGGUCUACGGCUCCAGAACCGUCGUCGCCUCUACUAUCUGCGUAGCCGGUUCCAGCCGCAACAUUUGCAGCGGUGACUCUGGCGGUCCCCUUACCCUCAACAAUGCAGUGAUUGGAGUGACAUCCUUCGGUGCGGCUGCUGGUUGCGAACGUGGUUUACCAUCUGGUUUCGCAAGAGUCACCUCAUUCAACUCCUGGAUUCGUUCGCGAAUGUAAAUUCUACAUUAAACGAUUCAAUUGAAGAAUGACUAAAUAAAACAUUUAUCACAAAU